Messenger RNA from Globicephala melas (long-finned pilot whale), 3289 nucleotides. RefSeq names its product tripartite motif containing 44 (gene TRIM44). Gene Ontology annotation, cellular component: cytoplasm. Gene Ontology annotation, biological process: protein ubiquitination; protein stabilization; regulation of gene expression. NCBI's taxonomy places the organism in Eukaryota, Metazoa, Chordata, Mammalia, Artiodactyla, Delphinidae. The record is from RefSeq and is a predicted model, not a curated record. Gene Ontology annotation, molecular function: ubiquitin protein ligase activity; zinc ion binding.
GCGGCGCAGGGGCCGACGGGGGCGCUGGGCGGCUGCGCCGGAAGUGCCCAGAACGCCGGAGGAAGCACAGCGGCCGCCAGGCUGCCGAGCCGGCGGCGAGGCCCUGUGCUCCUGGGCUGGGUGCAGACUGCUGGGAACAGGCGGCAGCGGCGCCGAGGCUGCGGGACACGGCGCGGCCAGUCUGCGGGACGGGCCCCAGGUGGAGAGGAGGACGCGAGGAGGCCGCGCCGAGGCCAGGCAGCGAGCUCUGAAGCCCGGAGACCCGGGCCGCGGCACAGCUCCCACAUGGCCUCCGGAGGGGGCGCGGCCUUCGAGGAGCUGCCGCCCGACGGCACGUGUGAUGAGUGCGAGCCAGACGAGGCUCCGGGAGCCGAGGAAGUGUGCCAGGAAUGCGGCUUCUGCUACUGCCGCCGCCACGCGGAGGCGCACGGGCAGAAGUUCCCCAGGCACCACCUGGCCGAGUACGUCCACGGAGCCGCCCAGGCCUGGACCCCGGGAGCCCGGGGGGAUGGGGCGGGAGAGGAAGAAGUCGAGGCCCAGGUAGGGAACGAGAAGGCCCUAGAAAGCGAGGCGGGGGAAGAGAGCGAGUCCGAGGAAGACUGUGAGUCCGAAGAAGAGAGUCAGACGGAGGAGGAGAGCGAAGACGAGAGUGAGGAAGACAGUGAGGAAGACAGUGAGGAAGAAAUGGAGGAUGAGCAAGAGAGCGAAGCAGAGGAAGACAACCAGGAGGAAGGAGAAUCGGAAGCGGAGGGAGAAACUGAGGCAGAAAGCGAAUUUGACCCAGAAAUAGAAAUGGAAGCGGAGAGAGUGGCCAAGAGGAAGUGUCCGGACCAUGGGCUCGAUUUGAGUACCUAUUGCCAGGAAGAUAAGCAGCUCAUCUGUGUCCUGUGCCCAGUCAUUGGGGCACAUCAGGGCCACCAGCUCUCCACCCUAGACGAAGCCUUCGAAGAACUAAGAAGCAAAGAUUCAGGCGGACUGAAGGCGGCUAUGAUAGAGUUGGUGGAAAGGUUAAAGUUCAAGAGCUCAGACCCUAAAGUAACCCGGGACCAGAUGAAGGUGUUUAUACAGCAGGAAUUUAAGAAAGUUCAAAAAGUGAUUGCUGAUGAGGAGCAGAAGGCCCUUCAUUUAGUGGACAUCCAGGAAGCAAUGGCCACAGCUCAUGUGACUGAGAUACUGGCAGACAUCCAGUCCCAUAUGGAUAGAUUGAUGACUCAGAUGGCCCAAGCCAAGGAACAACUUGAUACCUCUAAUGAAUCAGCUGAGCCAAAGGCAGAGGGCGACGAGGAAGGACCCAGGGAUUCAGAGAAGAUUUCACAGUUGUUGACCCAUUUGAACCAGUACCCUGAACAGAGCUAUACAACAGUAAGUUGAUUGAUGGCAGGUGGAGAAUGGACAUCAUAAUUGUACACUCUUGGUGCCAGUGAAGAAGAAGACACAUGAAGGCCUGCCAUCCCCAGUGGAAAAUCAUCCCUUCCCCUUGUGUGUAUGUGACGGCGUAUAUGUAAUGGCUUCUGAUUCCUGUGAAAGCUGCCCAGCAACAAACGUGCUUCCACCAGAUGCCUCCCCAGAUCCACAGCAGGCACAUAGCUCUCCAAGGAAUGACCAGUUUUACUCUUACUGACUGUGCUUCUCAUUCUCUUGUCGUGAUAGGUCAAGGAAAAUGCCCCUUUGAUCAACCAGGAGCAAUUAAAGGGUCCUUCAGGUAAAUCCCUCGAUGGCUGCUUUGAACUUGCUCAGGAAAGCCAGCCCCUGUCAUAUUGUAUACCCAAACAGUAUCACUUCAUUAAGAAGGAUCUGGAAUAAUCUUGAAGGGCAGUCAGGAUUUGUUUCCCUACCUGCUAAUAAAACCACACUUUAUUCAUAUUGAAGCAUGGAAUAAAUGAGGGAAAAGUAGGGCCGAAUCAACCCACAUAGUUCGUCUCUAAAAGUCCAUUUAAUACAUCUGUGAAAAUGUGGUUUCAUGAAAUAAUAUGGACGGCUUGAAAACAGAUAAAGAGUUAAAAGUUAGAAAUAUAUAGAGAUAUUUUUAGUACAUGAGGUUAUCCAGGAUUUCAGAUUCAUAAUUCAGUGCUGUGGAAAUGAAAAAAAAAAAAAAAGAUUGAAGAGAUAGAAAAGAAAUGACUUUUUUUUUUUUCCAAAACAAAAAGACCAAAGAGAUCUGAUUAAAAGUUGAAAUCGAAAUCAGUAUUUCUGAACUCAAACUGCCUAAGUUUCCAAAAUAGUCACUAAAGGAUCUGAUGGAACCUGAAUUAUUUGAGUGGACUCUGAGGUUUUAUGGGUCUUGUCACAGCAUGAAAGUCUGGAAUGUGUAUUACAAAUGGGAAUUUUCAGUGUAGGUUUAGCUCCCCCUCCCCCAGCUUAGCCUAAUUUGGCUUAAAUGCAGUGUGGGGAGAAUUCUUGGCCCCUGUGGUGUGUUGAAUCGAGCUCCAUCUCCUGGCAGAUAUACCUUCCUUUUACUCCAGCGGGGACCCCUCUUCCCCUGGCUCUCCCCACCUCCAGGUCAUCUCCCACACGCUGGCUCUCUCCUCUUCAGUAACGUGAGCAGAGACUCACCGUGGUUGGACUCUGGUCUUUCCCCACUCCCAAAGCACAUUUCCUUACGACCAAGUUUUUUACUCCUAAAUAAGCAAUGAUGUACUAGGGAAUACAAAACUGCAAACUAAAACACAUGCGUCUUCUGAAACAGGAGUUUUACUUAACAAAUGGUUUGGAGUCAGGGAAUGACAUUAUUUUUAGAUAAAACAAACACAAUUAUAUUAUGAAAUAGAAUGUUUGUAUACAUAAACAGUAAAGAUAAAAUAGGAGACUUCACAGAGAAUUUUUAUUAGCGAGUGGGGUGGUGUUCCCUCUCCUCUGCCUUUAGUGGUAUUUUGGUGUUCGCUUCUGAGAAGUAGAAGUGGAACUACAUCCAAGCAGCCUUAGGGUUUCUGUUGACUCAGGACCUAGACUUCUAGUGCCUCUGAGGCAGAAACAAAGGAGCUGCACUGAGGGGAGUUCCUCUUCCUGCCUGCCUGCCUGCCUAUAAUAUACCUAUCACAGAGCUUUAGGGCCAACCGAUAGGUGUGUGCAGGAUGGUUUUGAGGGAGAAACAAUGCUUACUUACUAUAGGAAUCCUGUCUAUAUCACUGUUCAGUCCUGUGCAUGCUAUGAAAUGAUUGUUUCUUUGAGGCCAGGAAGCUACCAGGUGUAUAUGCUUCUGGGUUAGGAUUACCCUUGCUCACUAAAUAUGUUGUUGGGACAUUGGGGCUGAGAGUAGUUUGGGCUGUUUAAAAAAAAAAAAAAGUAUUUU